Rangifer tarandus platyrhynchus (Svalbard reindeer) is the source of this 834-nucleotide messenger RNA. The record is from the annotation of a GenBank genome assembly. Lineage: Eukaryota; Metazoa; Chordata; Mammalia; Artiodactyla; Cervidae.
AUGGGAGAGAGGUGCUCCUGGGAAGGAACAGGUGAGGGUGAGCCCGAAACAGGGAGUCCCCCUCCCCUCACCAGCUGUCAGCUCCUCAUCCAUUUCCCCAAUGAUGAAGGGACCCAGCCACACCCGCCGCCUGAGCCAGUGGGACAGCAGAGAGAAGACCGCGCCGUCGCCCACGUACAAGGCGGCAGGCUCCGCGGCGACAGCUGGGAAGUACAGCAUGGACGUGAAGUUGAGCUCAACAUCCUGCACGCCGCCGUGCAGGGCGAGCAAAAGUUCAUUUUCGCGGGCCUGCUGCUCACCAGCCACCAGCACCACCUCCACGAGGAGGUGAUCCGCUACUACCUGAUCCGCGAGCAGGAGCGCUUCAGCAGCAACGGCGCCGCGAAGCCUCCCCCGCUGCCUCCAAGAUCAAGCGGCCGCCGGGUAGGCCAGAGGCCGAGGGCUCGCGAGACCCGCGGGGCCGGCUGCCCACCGAGCCGGUGCUCAAGCUCAAGGAGCGCGCGAGCCUCGGACCGGCGGCGGGCAUUUGGGCGGCGACGGCCAGGCUCCCAUCGCAGCCUCCAGGUGCCGGGGAGCCAGAGCGUCCCUCAGGUGCAGGCGGUGGGCGCGCUGCGGCCGUGCGCCACGUACCAGCAGCAGAACCGCUUGCCGCUAGGCACCCGGGCGGGGGCGGCGGGGGCGGAAGAACCCAAGUCACAGAGCUACACCGCCGGCUUUGGCCGGGCGCUGGCCGGCCUGGAGUUCCCUGAUGCCAACGCGCGGCCCGCGCACUUGAACGGUGAGGGUGGCGGGGAUGCGAGGCCGGCUCAGCGGCGCUGCCAGGGCGAGAAUUGA